Paraglomus occultum is the source of this 5868-nucleotide messenger RNA. The record is from the annotation of a GenBank genome assembly. NCBI's taxonomy places the organism in Eukaryota, Fungi, Glomeromycota, Glomeromycetes, Paraglomerales, Paraglomeraceae.
AUGAGUCAAUAUUCGAGGAUUCCUAAUUCCGAGGAGAAAGAAGAUGUCCAGGUAGUUGCUCUUCAAGUCCCUCCUAGUUCUGAAGAGGCAUCUACUUCCCGCUCUACCAGUCCUAUGCCUACGCCGCCUACACAACUUGAAACCGAAGAGACUAUAGCCUCCACAACUGAAACUACGCCAAUGGUCAACCAAGCUAUAGAAGAACAACCCGUCUCUCAAAGUACUUAUAAGAAUACGAAUAGCAUUAUUUCAGGAUUUCCAAUGUUAAGUAGAAUAAGAAGGACAAUCGCCAGUGCUCAGGCUGCUGUACCAUCCAGUACCGAUGGUGUGUUCUCAAACUUGUCAGCAAAACCCGAAUCAGAGACUGAAAAAGAGGAUGAAAAUCCACCGCCAUAUGAAGCGGCAGCUGCAGAUGCGGCACCACCUUACUGGGAGACAACUGUUAUUACUCCGGGAGUAAAUGGAGAUGAAGUAUUUGUAGAGGGUCUUCCAGUUGGGAACUUCUUUGCGUUUGUGUGGAAUAUGCUUGUUUCAAUGAGCUUCCAGUUUGUUGGGUUUUUACUCACCUAUCUUUUGCACACCAGUCACGCUGCCAAGAAUGGCUCCCGAGCUGGCUUGGGUAUUACUCUGGUUCAAUAUGGAUUUUACCUUCGAGGAAGGUUUAUAGUAGGAUCAAGAGUUUUCCGCAAGAGCAUAAUGUAUACUCCAACAUCGUCUCAGAACACUCAACAGCCUCCCCAGCAGGCCCCCCCACGACCAUCUCCAAGACCUGCACAAACAACACAGCCCGGCAAUCCUCCAGUUACGGACAUCCCAGCACCACGGCCCUAUGGAGAUUGGCUGCCUAAUAAUAAUGCUCAAGGUCGUCUACCCCCACCUCAACCAGAGGUCGCUAGAAUGUUUCCUUCUUUUCCACCUAGACAGCGUCCUGCUUCAACAACCGGCGCCCCAGUAUAUCGUCCACCACAAGGAACCCGUCCUCCUCAAUUAACCGGUCAACCACCGGAGGGUAAUUUCCCACCUGGAUAUGCAGGAGGGAGGCCGUUGCCACAGCCUUUUGGAGGACCGACAAUUACACCAUCUUCGCCGCCCAGGCCUCAGUAUGUCCCUCCGCAAACAGAGCCCCAAGGUGAUAUUCAUAUUAAUGACCUUGGGAAUCAAUUGAGUGGGUUGACUGUCGGGCCAAAUCCCGCUGGCCAAGGGGAUCAAAGACCAGAAACUCAUGAGCAACACACACGGACCCAACAUGGUAAAACACGCCGUAUUCAUUAUCCCUCUGCUUACACAACUACUACACCGACGCAAGCAUACCCACAACCAACCGGCCCUAGCAUUUAUCCGAGUAUACCACCAAAUAAUAUUGGACAACCAGGCAUACCACAGGGUCAACAACCUAUGCCUCCGUCAUACGGGUCGAUGGUCCCGCAAGCUCCAUCUACUGGCCCAGGGAUGCAAUCGGCGCGAUCUUACCCUCGUCCUACACAUCCGAACCAAGCUCUACAAAAACCUCGAAUUGACCCUAAUCAAGUCCCCUCGCCUGUAGCCGUUCGAGAACAAGACCGGCAAGAUUUCAUUAAUGAACCAUAUUUAACUUCAUCAAAAAAGACGGUACCACUAGCAAGCACCGACUUCAGGGCAAUAGAUGAAGGAAACAGCAAUCCGCGGUUUAUGAGGUUAACGUUGUAUUCCAUUCCUCAGACAGAAGAAUUGCUUAAGACAUCCAAUUUGCCAUUAGGUUUGAUCGUUCAGCCGCUGGCCAAGCUGAGAUAUGACGAGACUCCAAUCGAUGUGAUUGAUUUCGGUGAAGAGGGUCCUAUUAGAUGUCGCCGCUGCAAAUCAUAUAUUAAUCCUUUCGUAAUUUUUGUGGAAGGAGGACAGAAAUUUGUCUGUAAUAUGUGUCAAUUUUCAAAUGAAGUACCUCCGGAGUAUUUUUGUAAUUUGGAUUUCAGUGGACGACGAGUCGAUGUAAAUCAGCGACCAGAACUCCUGCGUGGCACAGUCGAAUUUGUCGUGCCCAAGGAAUAUUGGAAUCGACCGCCCUGCCCACUAGCAACUAUAUUUGCCAUAGAUGUCUCUGUCAACGCUGUGAAGAGCGGGAUGCUUGCUAAAUGUGUUGAAGCUAUUCGCGAAGUACUUUAUGGUACAUCAAACAGCGAACGACCUGGCAGUAGGAUUGGUAUUAUGACUUUUGAUAAAGAUGUUCAUUUCUACAAUAUGAAGUCAAGUCUUGAACAAGCUCAAAUGCUAGUCGUUCCGGACGUAAAUGAUGUGUUUGUACCCUUAAGUGACGGUUUUUUGGUCGAUCCUGUUGAAUCGAGAUCUGUGAUAGAGGGAUUAUUGGAAGCUUUGCCCACAAUGUUUGCAGAAACCAACAUUGCUGAACCAGUAUUGGGUGCGGCAGUAAAAGCAGUUUACGCUGCUCUGGUCGAUACUGGCGGAAAGCUGAUAGUAUUCCAAACCACCUUACCUAACUUUGGUCCUGGAGCAAUUAAGUAUCGGGAUGAUCCGAAAUUGUACAAUACAGAGAAGGAAAAAACCCUAUUUGGACCACAAGAUCUUUUUUACAAGAACCUUGCCAUUGAUUGUGUGGAUGCAGGAAUAUGCAUUGAUUUAUUUCUGUUUCCAAAUAGUUAUGUCGAUGUUGCUACUAUAGGUUUGCUUUCAUCAAUAACUGGUGGUGAGAGUUAUUAUUAUCCUAAUUUCAAUUCAUCAAGAGAUGGCGCCAAGUUUGCAUACGAGUUACGACAGAAUGUCACCAGAGAAUUUGGAUACAACGCUCUAAUGAGAAUUCGUUGUUCUAACGGGCUUAAGAUAGUUGAUCAUUAUGGUAAUUUCAACAUGCGCAAUGCGACCGAUGUUGAACUUGCCGGGGUAGAUAGCGACAAAGCGUUUGGGGCACUAUUCAAAUAUGAUGGCAAGCUUGAUGAAAAGACGGAUGCAUACAUUCAGUGUGCCUUACUUUAUACAACCGUUACCGGACAACGAAGAGUUCGAACGCACAAUAUUAGUGUGCCAGUUACAACGUUGCUUGCCAAUGUAUUCAGAUUCGCGAAUAUGGAUACGACAGUGAGCUUUUUGGCUAAACAAGCCGUAUCAAGUACAGUGACAAAACCAUUACGGGAAAUUCAGGAUCAGCUAACUGACAAAUGUGUAAAGAUACUCCUGGCUUAUCGUAGGCAUUGUGCAUCUAUGAGUUCACCAGGCCAAUUGAUACUACCAGAAGCGUUUAAACUAUUCCCUUUGUAUACGCUGACUAUACUGAAAUGUAAAGCAUUACGCGCAGGGACUCUCGCGAGUGAUGCGAGAGUUCAUUCAAUGAGAACAAUAAAGGGCAUGGGAGUGUCGGAAUGCGCAGUGUUACUAUAUCCUCAGAUGCUUUCGAUACAUAACAUGCCGGAAGAAGCUGGAUGUCCAGAUGAAAACGGAAAGAUAAUAAAGUUACCACCACUGAUAAGAGUAUCGUAUGACAGACUUGAAGCAGGAGGCGCAUAUCUAUUGGAGAAUGGCCAGUUUUUGUAUUUCUGGCUUGGCCAACAAUUGUCAUCAGAAUUUCUUCAGGGUGUAUUUGGUGUUGACUCUAUCGACCUCGUGGAUCCCAGACUCUCCGCAUUACCUGAACUUGAUAACACGAUCUCUAGACGGGUUAGAUUCAUAAUGUCCUAUCUACAAACGCAACGAUACAAAUAUUUACAAUUAGUGAUUGUACGAAAUACAUUGGAUGCCUCUGAAAUAGAAUUCAACAAUUUGCUUGUUGAAGAUGAUAACAACGGAGCAAUGUCAUAUGUGGAGUAUCUCUGUUAUAUUCAUAGACAAAUUCAAAGCGAAAGAUCUCCAACAAAAGCACGUCUGCGUAAAGCUGAACGUAGUUUAGAUGAUCAUGUUACUGGGAAGGCCACAAGUCGUUCUGAACAGUCGUACAGUGGUGCUAUUUCUCUUACGCCUCCGCAACAAGGAAGUCAGCAGUCACACAAAUAUGGUUCCCUAUGGCGCUUGUCACCACAACACUUUGCAUUUAUUCUUCUGUUCUGUAUCCGGCUGGCUGCUGCCUUGUUCUCUAACAUCGCCGACUGUGACGAAGUUUAUAAUUACUGGGAGCCCUUGCAUUAUAUGGAAUAUGGCUAUGGAAUGCAGACGUGGGAAUAUUCUCCAGAGUUUUCUAUUCGCAGUUGGGCGUAUAUUAAAAUUCAUUCCUGGACUCUUGCAUUCCUAUUGUUUUUUUUGAGACAUAUAUUCAACUUCGACAAGAUUCGAAUAUUUUAUACGUUGCGUGUGAUUUUCGCCAUCGCUGGAACAUUCUGUGAAUCAAUGAUGUACAGAACAGUAAAGUAUCAGUUUGGUGAACGCGUCGGUCAGUUCUUCUUUUUUGCACUGAUGAUAUCUGCUGGCAUGUGGAAUGCCUCUACUGCCUUCCUUCCUUCUACUUUUACCAUGUAUACGACAAUGUUAGCAUUCACAUACGCGCUACGCCCAGUACAGAAAAUUGUAAACAGGAGGGUGCAAUAUUCUGUCUUUUGGUUUGGUAUUGGUGCACUAUUGGCAUGGCCAUUCAGUGCAGCAAUAGGCAUUCCUUUUGUAAUAGAAGAACUAUUCAUUAGUGGACACGAUUUGAGAACAUGGGAACGUGAUAAUAAUGUAUGGAUAUGGAAUAGACUUAAACGAUUAGUCCUCGCAUCCUUAUUGGCAAGUGCAGGCAUUCUGUCGUUCAUCAUUGGCGUCGACUUCUAUUACUACAACAAGUUUACUGUGGUUCCACUAAAUAUUGUUAUGUACAAUGUAUUUGGUGGCAAAGAUCGCGGUCCUGACAUAUAUGGUGUAGAGCCAUGGCAUUAUUAUCUAUUUAACGGUUGCUUGAAUUUCAACUUUCUUUUCAUUUUAGCACUUGGAAGUUUACCCAUACUGGCGAUAACGUUUUUUCGUGAUUUUGGUCGCAUAGAAGCUGCCUCGAAUACGGCUAAUCCCAAAUAUCCAUAUGUCAUUCUUCUUAUCCGAUUAGUACCAUUCUAUCUCUGGCUACUUAUAUUCACAUUACAACCACAUAAGGAAGAACGGUUCUUAUUUGUUGCGUAUCCUCUAGUGUGUCUGAAUGCAUCAAUAGCGUUGUUUCUGAUGCGAAGUUGGUUAUCAUCGGCAUUUGUAUAUUUUCUUCCUAAAUACAAAGGGAACAAAAAAUAUAAUAGGAUGUGUACAACUGUUGUUACAGUGAUCGUUUUUAUUAUAGCUGGAUUAACAUCUUUCUCGCGCGUAUUGGCACUUUAUCAUUAUUAUCACGCACCGUACUCAUUGUAUGAGCAUUUUUAUCGCGUAGAAAUACCACAACAAUUGGAUUCACAGACUUUAAGGCCCACUUACACCAAUCCCAUCAAUAUGUGUGUUGGGAAAGAAUGGUAUAGAUUUCCCAGUCAUUAUUUCCUGCCCGAAGGCGUCCGCUUGAGAUUUUUGAAAUCAGAUUUCAGCGGACAAUUGCCUCAAUAUUUCUUAGAAAGUGUCGAGAAAAACAGUGAAGGACAGUUCACGAUUAAUGACAAACGCGACGGAACAUGGAAAACUCGGUCUGGAUUCAAUGAUAGAAAUAAAGAAGAGAUGGGUAGAUACGUUUAUGAUAGCCAGUGCGAUUAUCUCGUUGAUCUUGAUUUAAAUGUCACCAAAACGAGUCCGCUUGAGCCAAGAUAUGUAACACAGACGGAUAAAUGGACAAUAGUAAGGUGCUAUCGCUUUUUGGACAAAGAUCGUUCGAGCAUGCUUGGUCGAAUAUUAUACGUACCAGCGUCGGUUUGGGGCAAUGAGUAUAUUAAGAUGCUGAUGGAAAUGUUCAACUCCACACCACUACGUUGGGCUGAUUACUGUCUUCUCAAGAGGAAGGGUUUAUAA